CCCACAGUGCAGGUUACAUUACAAACACCAUGUUCACCAACUGCUACAUCUACAACAAGGCAAGUCCCCACAGUGCAGGUUACAUUACAAACACCAUGUUCACCAACUGCUACAUCUACAACAAGGCAAGUCCCCACAAUGCAGGUUACAUUACAAACACUGUGUUCACCAACUGCUACAUCUACAACAAGGCAAGUCCCCACAAUGCAGGUUACAUUACAAACACUGUGUUCACCAACUGCUACAUCUACAACAAGGCAAGUCCCCACAAUGCAGGUUACAUUACAAACACCAUGUUCACCAACUGCUACAUCUACAACAAGGCAAGUCCCCACAGUGCAGGUUACAUUACAAACACCAUGUUCACCAACUGCUACAUCUACAACAAGGCAAGUCCCCACAAUGCAGGUUACAUUACAAACACUGUGUUCACCAACUGCUACAUCUACAACAAGGCAAGUCCCCACAAUGCAGGUUACAUUACAAACACCAUGUUCACCAACUGCUACAUCUACAACAAGGCAAGUCCCCACAGUGCAGGUUACAUUACAAACACCAUGUUCACCAACUGCUACAUCUACCACAAGGCAAGUCCCCACAAUGCAGGUUACAUUACAAACACCGUGUUCACCAACUGCUACAUCUACAACAAGGCAAGUCCCCACAAUGCAGGUUACAUUACAAACACCAUGUUCACCAACUGCUACAUCUACAACAAGCCCUCGGAUGACAUCGUGCUCAUGGCUCAGGCCCUAGAGAAGAUCUUCCUGCAGAAAGUGGCCAUGAUGCCCCAGGAGGAGGUGGAGCUGUUGCCCCCCGCCCCGAAGGUCAAGGGGCGGAAACCCCCCGGCACAGGGGGUCAGCAGGAGCCGGCCGUGUCCUCAGCCUCGCCUCCUCCGUCCUUCUCCAGCAGCACGCCCCCGGUGUCCCAGUCCCCCGUCAUCGCCUCCACUCCAGUGCCAACCAUCACCUCUAACAUCCCCACAGUGCAGACCACGCCCACCGCCCCGCCCAUGAUGCCCGUAGUUCCCCCCGCGCAGCCUGUCAUCAAAAAGAAGGGCGUGAAGCGGAAAGCUGACACCACCACGCCCACCACCUCCGCCAUCACGGCCAGCCGCGGCGAGUCGCCGCCCCCCGUCCCCCCGGAGGCCAAGCCGGGCAAGGCGGCGGCGGCGGGGGGGCGGCGGGAGAGCACGGGGCGGCCCGUCAAGCCGCCCAAAAAGGACCUGGAGGACGGCGAGGCGGCGGCGACGGGGGGGCUGCCGGGGGGGAAGAAGGGCCGGCUGACGGAGCACAUGCGCUACUGCGACAGCAUCCUGCGCGAGAUGCUCUCCAAGAAGCACGCCGCCUACGCCUGGCCCUUCUACAAGCCCGUGGACGCCGACGCCCUGCAGCUGCACGACUACCACGAGAUCAUCAAGCACCCCAUGGACCUCAGCACCGUCAAGAAAAAGAUGGAUGAGCGGCAGUACCUGGACGCCCAGGGCUUUGCGGCGGACGUGCGGCUGAUGUUCUCAAACUGUUACAAGUACAACCCGCCGGACCACGAGGUGGUCGCCAUGGCCAGGAAACUGCAGGACGUGUUUGAGAUGCGCUUCGCCAAGAUGCCGGACGAGCCGGCGGAGGCCAGCCCGCCCCUGGCCCCGCCCGCCGAGGGCGUGGUCAGCAAGAGCCGGGAGAGCAGCGGGAGCAGUGGGGGGAGCUCCAGCUCGGACAGCUCCGACUCGGAGGAGGAGCGGGCCACCCGGCUGGCAGAGCUGCAGGAACAGGUGGGUGCGGAACAGCGAUUCUCUGUGGAGCGCCCCAAGGGUAACGGGUGCGCCGAGCGUUUUCAGCUGAAGGCCGUUCAUGAGCAGCUGGCCGCCCUGUCCCAGGCGCCGGUAAGUAAACCAAAGAAGAAGAAAGAGAAGGAGAAGAAGAAAAAGGAGAAGGACAAAGAGAAGCACAAAGCGAAGGCGGAGGAGGAGAAGAAGCCCAAGCAGCCGUCCGCCCUGCCGGCCAAGCAGCCGGCCCCGCCCAAGAAGCUUCCGGCACGGAAGGCCAACAGCACCGUCACGGCAACCAGGCAGCCAAAGAAGGGGGCGAAGGGGGCCGAGCGCGAGUCGGAGGACGAGCCCCCGCUGCCCAUGACGUACGACGAGAAGCGGCAGCUGAGCCUGGACAUCAACCGGCUGCCGGGCGAGAAGCUGGGCCGCGUGGUGCACAUCAUCCAGUCCCGCGAGCCCUCGCUGCGCGACUCCAACCCCGACGAGAUCGAAAUCGACUUCGAGACGCUCAAGCCGUCCACGCUGCGCGAGCUGGAGCGCUACGUCAAGUCCUGUUUACAGAAGAAGCAGCGGAAACCGCCGCAGAAGGGCGGCUCGGCGGGCGGCGGCGGCCCCUCCAGGCUCAGCGGGACCAGCAGCUCCUCGGACACGGGCAGCAGCAGCUCCAGCGGCUCCAGCUCGGACAGCACCGACUCCGACUGAGCCGCCAUCGCCGUCGCCAGCCUUUCACUUCCUGUCUGUUUUUCUUCUUUUAAAACAAAAAAAAACAAAAAAAAAAAAAAUCUUUUUUCUGUUUUUCAUUUUUAAAUGGAACAUUGUAUGCAGGUGUGGUUGUUUUCCCCUCUGAGACUUAUGUUUUAUAUAAAAGUACAAUAAAUUAAAAAAAAAAAACAAAGCAACGCCACGCCAAAGAACAUUUAAGGUUUUUUUUAAAUGUUUUGGUGGAGACACGAGAACGGUGAGGAGCUUGGUUUGACUUGACGGGGUCGAGGGGAACUUCUCUGGCUUUCAAAGGGAGCGGUCUGAUACCAAGCGAACAAAAAUUUGUUAAAAAGAAAGAGAAUAAAAAAACGCAUUUAAAGAUUCUUUAACUGGAUGAAUGAAAGGAGAUUUUUUACUUUUAUUUUUUUGGGGAGAAGGACCUUGCCCAGUGAAUUUAAUCUCAGAAAGUCGUUGAUCAAAAUGGCGUCUGUGUUCAACUUUCUAAAAACGAUCUGGCGAAGUCGCGUCUGCGCUUCAGUGGAGUGGAGGGAGUCGUCACGGCAACAUCACCUGGACCCAACCUCUCAGCCAAUCGCGUCACACGGUCCCCGCAAACCUCAUCACAUUCCACAAGUGUCCAACUGUCCAUAUUCCUGUGCAUCGACCCUUUCCUAAUUUAUUUGACGUCUUUACAAAGAACAUGGUUAUAAUUUGCUCAAACAAAAACAAAAUAAUUUGGUGUUUGCCAACACAAAGAAUGUGAAUUUUUGCUCCACUCUACAGAGAUCCAGCCCCCCCCCCCGCCCACUUUCAGUGCUUCUUAACGAGUGUUAGGAGUUGCCAAGUGGCCACCAACGUUAGAUCUGUUUCAGAUAAGUUAAUAUGAAGCCAUGCAAUCUUCAAGUGAUUAGUUAGGGAGCAAUGCAUUGCAUCAGUUCAAGGUGGCUGGGAAAUCAAUUAAAAAAAUCAGUUUAUCCCCACCUGUGUUAGACGCUAAGCUUUCAAGUAAUUAACUUUUCAUAUUAUCAAUUAUAAUUUUUUUCCCCCUGUCGACACCAUACAUGGGAAGUGUUUGACCUCGAUUCUGUUUGACCAUGGACUUUUUAUAACUGGGAUUAGUGGCUGUACAAAUAUCAAAUUUCAGUGGCAUCGCAAACGUGUCAUGUAGAGAUCUUCACUUGUGUGUUAGAAUGUAUUUGAGCUGUUUGGGGGGGUGUCUGUUCAAAGGAUGUUUGGGCGUGUCGGUGUUCUUUUUUGGGAAAGGGAAGGUGGCUUUGAGUGUUUCCCAGUUUCUGUUUUAAGACGAUGCAGUAUUUGUGAUUGAAUACAAAUUUAAAGUGAUCCCCCCCCCCCCCCCAAAUGCCUUUGUGUGUUACCAGAGAUGAGCAUUGUUGUAUAAAAUUAUUUUUGGGGAAUGUGACUGAAGUUUUAUUCGUAGAAUUGAGAUUGCUGUUUUAAGAUUUCCUGAGAAGCAUCGUUUACUCAGUUUCAGCUUUGUGGGAUGUUCAACAUGUUUUCUGUGUUGCUUUAAAACGGUUAGCUUCCAUUUUUGCUGUCUUUUCUUUUCUUUUUUUACACCUGAAAGCUCUAAAGUUAUAUUGCCAUGCAUUAUCACAGAACCGGAUGGUGCAUUUGGGUUGUGUGCUUGUGUUACGCGUGUUUUACGAGAUAAUUUUGGUCUACCCUUGACCUCCACCAGGUCCCCAAAUCUCACUGAUGAAUGUAUGAAGUUGUGAAUUAGACGGUCGUUUUGCACCUGCUAAGGAAAUUGUUCUCAUCAACAGUUUGCGGACACUGCCAAAUUAACAGAAAGCAGUGUUAAUCAAUUCUUAAAUGAUCAGUGUGAUACUUGGACCGCUGGUGUGUUCUGCCUUCAAAUGACUGGGAUGUUGUCACAAAAUGGUAGAAAUUCUCUGACUGCGCGUGGACCGCCCAAACAGGAAGUGGAUACGAACGCAUUGCAUUGUGGUUACCACUUUUAAUGUGAAACGUGAAAGCAAAUCAGUUGCCCCUAGCAACAAGGGUAAUAUCACCGACAAGUCUUCCUUUCAAGGAAUGUUUUUUUUUAAAAUUACAUGUCUUUGCUAAAUGUCAGAUAUGGCUUCUAAAUUACUCCACCUCGUUAAAUGGGUUUAAAUGCAUUAUUUUCAAAAAUUAUAUUAUUUUUUCCUGCUGCAACCAGUUCCUACCUUGGUUUGACAUAUGAAGCUAAAUCUGUAUAAAAAUGCUCAAGGGGGUGAGGUUUGGGUUAACUGUUGUCAUGGUAAUGAGUCUUACAGCAGUGGCAAACUGCAAAACUCCCCAAUUAAAUCAGGAAAAAGUGCAUUUCUCCAUCACACUAAUGCUUUCCCGUGUACAGCACCCUGAUGGGUUGUCCUUUGAAUGAUGUCACAAGUUUUGAAUGAUAGAAAAUAAUUAUAUAUAAAUAUUAUAUAUAAAUAUAUAUAUUCGCCACUUUUUAGUUUAUUUUAGGCCCCUAUCAAAAUGCUAUUAUAGUUCAUUUUAUAUAAAACAAAAUUAAAAAAACAAAAAAAACAAAGUUUACUUUUUAUGUAUGAUGUGCAUGCAGGCUUAUUGGAACUUUCUUAUACCCUUUUUUGAGCUGUUUAUAGUAACUUUCUGUAAAUGUCAGACAUUGAAAAGAUGGAGGAUUCUGUGUAGAUUUAGGUUUGUGUACUGCAAUAUGGGCCCCGGGGGGUUGGGUUGGGGGGAGGGGUUGUGUGGGUGGUGGAGGUGACCCUGGAGAGGAAUUUGAAGCUAAUAUCAGAUGUAACGGGUAACCUGGAGACUCCAGGCCAAAUGGUUACUUUUCUUUUUUCAUAAAUAAACUACAAAAAACCUA
Messenger RNA from Anguilla anguilla (European eel), 5310 nucleotides. RefSeq names its product bromodomain-containing protein 3-like. The transcript has 10 exons. Lineage: Eukaryota; Metazoa; Chordata; Actinopteri; Anguilliformes; Anguillidae. The record is from RefSeq and is a predicted model, not a curated record. Gene Ontology annotation, biological process: regulation of DNA-templated transcription; chromatin remodeling. Gene Ontology annotation, cellular component: chromatin; nucleus. Bases 30 to 2468 code for a protein of 812 amino acids.